This is a messenger RNA of Peronospora matthiolae, 759 nucleotides long. The record is from the annotation of a GenBank genome assembly. Lineage: Eukaryota; Oomycota; Peronosporomycetes; Peronosporales; Peronosporaceae.
AUGCGUAAGCAUCCUACGUUUUACGUUGGACGUCUCCGCCCGUACUAUCAGUACGAGCCCGUUUCGAGAGGCAAAGAACACCUACGCGGUCGAGAGCCAAUACCACCCUCGAGUGGUCCUGUUUUAACGAGCCAUUCUGUUCGACAAGCGAAUCGACCUGUUCACGUACUUGAUAGAUGUCCCGACGAGCAGCAGCCAUCUCAUCACGAAGAGAACGAGUCGAACGUUCGUUCUCAAGUUGCGCAAACGCAAAAGCGGCACGAUCGUCCGAAGGAUCGUGCGUCAGGGAACUGUAAUAAUCCCUUACAAGAUCCUGAAGCUCAUAACGCCGAGUCCGUUCGUGAGGCAGGUCAUCGUGUUGCUUAUGCGUUGCAUGAACCAGUUCCCAAACAUCAAGAUGAUUCGGCCCUAGAGCCGGAUCAGGUGUUCCCGCCGCCACCACAUUAUUGGGUGGACUCAAGCGGUGGUCAGCGGGUUCUAGUGAAGCGUAUUUUGAACCACCGCGAUGUGAAUGGCGUCCGUACGAGUUACCUCGUCCGCUGGCGUGGCUAUCCACCGGCGUGGGACAGCUGGGAGCCUCGUGCCCAGCUGAUUGUUGAUGUCCUUGGUCUCAUCGAGCAGCAUGACGAGACCCAACCGCUUCGUUCGAAGAAGGGCCGUCGGAAAAAGACCUCCCCGAACGCGAGUACAGGGAAUGGCAAGUUUCAAUCCCUUCGGCCAUCUAGAAAGAGAUAUGCGCCCUCCAGUAGAUAUCAUUAG